Protopolystoma xenopodis is the source of this 654-nucleotide messenger RNA. The record is from the annotation of a GenBank genome assembly. Lineage: Eukaryota; Metazoa; Platyhelminthes; Monogenea; Polystomatidea; Polystomatidae.
AUGUUUCCUUUGGGUACCGGAGUUCAAUGUUUUGGUUUGGUACCCAAGCUUCCUUACACUGAAAUCAGCCCCAGUUACAACUACAUGCCCCACUGGCUGCCGACUCGGCCACCGCUUAUCAUCCGUCCUGGAAGAUCUAGCCGUUCUAAGCGGAUUCAACUCAUAAAAGCGAUCACUAGUUCCGAUCAACAAAAUCCACAACCUCAAGAUACUCUCAUUCAGACAUCGCUAUCAAAUAGCGAGUCUCAUCUUAAAACUGAAAAUGACGAAGCCGAGCCCAAAGUAUCAAAUGAACUUACCAGGCCGCCAGAUCAAGGAGUUCCCCCUGUAAUUAACGUUGAAGAAAGCGGCAAAGAGAAUUAUGAUGGUGAUACCUGCCUCGAGCUCGAAUGCGCAGACGGCGUGGGGGCCGAAAACCAAGCAGGGCUUCAUAAACGAGUACAGAUUGGCGCUGAUCUCACCUUUGACUCUCUAGCCUUGACAUUAAAUGCUCUACGUCUUGCCAUCCGCGACCGGGCCUCCCAGACUGCAUAUCCUGGCGCAGUAGGGACGGCAUCAUCCACAAAUGGUGGAUUUCGCCUAUUACGGGAUAAUCGAGUGGAGCCAUACUGCCUGACGUCCCAAUUAAGUAGGACUUCAGCUACCAAGUUUUGA